Tachysurus vachellii is the source of this 3023-nucleotide messenger RNA. It is a transcript of the gene kcnq3, whose product is annotated as potassium voltage-gated channel, KQT-like subfamily, member 3. Gene Ontology annotation, biological process: transmembrane transport; potassium ion transport. NCBI's taxonomy places the organism in Eukaryota, Metazoa, Chordata, Actinopteri, Siluriformes, Bagridae. The transcript is spliced from 16 exons. Gene Ontology annotation, cellular component: membrane. Gene Ontology annotation, molecular function: voltage-gated potassium channel activity. The record is from RefSeq and is a predicted model, not a curated record. The coding region runs from base 335 to 2749 and encodes 804 amino acids.
UGUCUUUUUCAGCACUAGUGGCGCGUAACGGAGGUGAAAUUCAAGAGGCAUGCUUCGUCGGGAGCGAUCGCGUUUUGAUCUCGGUCUUGUGUAUAGCGUACGUCUUUAUGUAUUACGUCUUGGUAAUGAAUAUUCGUGACACUGAUCUUUGUCUACGGGUUCGACUCAUUGUUUCUUGUGGCCGUGUCCGAUACGCAUCACGCAUCUCUCCUCCAUCAGGAUCCUGGAAUGACCAACCGCAAAUAAAGGGGCUCACGCCCUCUUGCACGGAUCAUGGCAUGCGCCUCAUCAUGCACUUGCACACGCUCGCCGCCGACGCUCUACAGCAGUGAACAUGGGGCUCAGGUCGAGAAAUGGCGCUAACGGCGCCCAGGACUCACGCGAGCGGCGGAAAGACGCCGUGGCCGGGGAGCUCGAGACAUGCACAAGCCACGAGCGGGACGGCGCGCUACUGCUCGCCAGCUCGCCCAGGCAAGCGGAAUUUAAACGAGGUUCGCAGAACUUUGGCCUUUUGGCCAAGACGCCUAUCGGCUACACGCGGCCCGUGAAGAGGAACAACAUCCGGAAGCGCCGCAUCCAGAAUCUCAUCUACGAUGCCCUAGAGAGACCGCGGGGAUGGGCUCUUCUUUACCACGCAUUUGUGUUUUUGAUAGUUCUGGCAUGUCUCAUUUUGGCGAUUCUGACAACAUUUAAAGAGUAUGAAGAUGACUCAGGUCACUGGCUGGUGGUUCUGGAGACAUUCACUAUUUUUAUUUUUGGGAGUGAGUUUGUGCUCAGGAUCUGGGCAGCAGGAUGCCGUUGUAGAUAUAAGGGUUGGAGAGGACGCCUCAAAUUCGCUCGCAAACCACUGUGUAUAUUGGAUAUCUUUGUGCUGCUAGCAUCAGUACCUGUAGUUGCUUUAGGAAACCAGGGAAAUGUUUUGGCUACAUCUCUACGGAGCCUGCGCUUUCUGCAGAUUCUGCGUAUGCUGCGCAUGGACAGGCGAGGUGGCACCUGGAAACUGUUGGGGUCUGCAAUAUAUGCUCACAGCAAGGAACUGAUCACUGCAUGGUACAUUGGCUUCCUGUCUCUUAUCCUGUCCUCCUUCCUGGUCUAUCUUGUGGAGAAGGAUGUUGUCUUGAUGACGCUACCCAAUGAUGAAGAUGGCACCCCAACACCUGCCCAGGAUUUUGAUACCUAUGCUGAUGCACUCUGGUGGGGACUGAUAACCUUGACAACCAUUGGGUAUGGUGACAAGACACCAAAGACGUGGCCAGGUCGUCUUCUUGCCGGAGCCUUCACUUUGAUUGGUGUUUCGUUUUUUGCGUUGCCAGCGGGUAUUUUGGGUUCUGGUUUGGCCCUUAAAGUUCAAGAGCAGCAUAGGCAGAAACAUUUUGAGAAACGUAGACACCCUGCAGCUGGACUCAUACAAUCGGCCUGGAGAUACUAUGCUACUAAUCCUGUCAGAGAAGACCUUACAGCAACAUGGAGAUUCUACGAAACAGUGAUCUCUUUGCCAUGCUUCAGGAAAGAAAAUUUAGAAGCGAUUGCAAGUCAGAAGCUGACUCUGCUGGAUCGUGUACGGUUGCCUACACCACGGCCAUCUUCAGUGAGAGGCUGGCUUAUGAUGCCUGCUGGGAAUCCUGGGAGCGGAGCAGGGAAUGGUGGACCAGCAGAGGUGGCUGAAGAGAGUCCAUCUAAGGAGGCAAAACCUGCAGGCUUCAGCAACAGAGAGAGAUUCAGGACUGCAUUCAGAAUGAAAGCCUACUCUCUGAGACAGAGUUCAGAGGAUACAGCUGGUCUGUCAGACCCCACUCCUGAGGAGAAGGGCUUCCCCCCUGACAUCCUGAUGGAAGAGAUGAUUCCUGCUCUUAAACUAGUCAUCAGAGCCAUGCGGAUUCUGAUUUUCCUGUUGAAUAAAAAGCAUUUCAAGGAGACCCUGAGACCAUAUGAUGUGAAGGAUGUGAUAGAGCAGUACUCUGCAGGACACCUGGACAUGCUUUGUAGGAUCAAAUACCUCCAGUCACGAAUAGAUUUGAUUUUUUCUCCUGGUCCACCACUCACUCCAAAACAUAAAAAGACAACCAAAACACCUUUUCCCUAUCCAUCGCAACAGUCUCCCAGGCAUGAGACUUAUCUGGCUAAAGCAGGCCUGCCAGAUACUGAGGACCAAAGCCUGAUGGGCAGAUUUGUGCGGGUAGAGAGACAGGUCACAGACAUGGAGAAGAAACUUGACUUCCUGGUGGAUAUGCACAUGCAGUAUGACCUAACUGCCCCUGCCCCCAUUACCAUGGAGCGCAGUGAUGUCACAGUCAGUAUCAGCGGAGACCGAGUGUACUGCACCUAUGCCCCACCUGUUCCGUACAGCCAAUACUACAUACAUUCAAACACACUCUCACACACAAACCCUCCCCGCCCUACUGUCCUACCCAUCAGCCCACUGCCAAGCCACUCCCCAAACUCCCACUUUGAACUAUCUGAACAGCUGUAUUUGGACCAGAGGGCAGGCACACCACUGUCAUUGCUGUCUGUCACACAUGAGGAGCUAGAGCGAUCACCCAGUGGCUUCAGCAUCUCUGCCGAGAGAGAGGAGAUCACAGGCGAUGGGUCAGGAGUCAUGGCAAGGUUGAACUGGGAUCAUGAGUGCCAAUAUUUAGCAGAAGGUGAGACAGAUACAGACACUGAACCUUUCACCCCAAGUGGACAGGCUCCACUGUCCUCUACUGGAGAUGUGUUCCCUACAGAGGAAGUUUGGAUCACUCCACCUUGAUCUCUCUUACCCCCCCCUUCGCCCCACAUACGGACACACACACACACACACACGGACACACAGAGACACACACCACAAUUACACAAGUGCACACACAAAGACAAUAUUGUUACUAUUGGAAUAUAUAAAUGUAUAUCAAAAUGCUUUACCGCUGCAAAGCUAGGAGCACUGCAUGGAAUGCAUGCGAUUUAUCUUGUUGUCUUUAGUGGUAGACAUUGCACAUGUGCAGACCAAGAAGGGAUUACAUUAAAUUGAAACUUAUGUUUAAAAAAAA